AUGGAGUUACUUUCAUUAACUUACGCAUUAAUGACUCUUGGUGUAGCUUUUUACUUUUUUGUAAAGUGGAGAUAUAAUUAUUGGAGGAGUAGAAACGUAGUCACUUUAGAACCUACGUUUUUCUUUGGUAAUUUAAGAACUCCAAAAGGGAAAUAUAUCACGCUAGUAGAUGCAAUUGUGAAUGCUUACAAAGCAGCAAAAGCCAAAGGUGAAAGGUAUGCCGGUGUAUACAUGUUCGUUACACCGCAAUUCGUACCAUUGGACAGAGAAUUAAUCAGAAGUAUUCUGUUUACCGAUUUUGACCACUUUGUUAACCGCGGAUUUCACGUAAACAAAAAACGAGAUCCACUCUCUGCUAAUGUGUUUAAUACAUCAGAUAAUGAAUGGAGAAAUCUUAGGACAAAAUUAACCCCGGCGUUUACAACAGGUAAAAUGAAGAUGAUGUUCGAAAGGGUGUUGGAAUGUACAACAGGACUUGAAGAAAUGUUAAAAGAGCGUAGCGUUGCUGUGGAUAUUAAAGAUAUUCUGUGCAGAUUCACAACUGACGUUAUAGGAUCAGUAGCUUUCGGACUAGAAUUUAACAGCAUGAAGGAUGCCAAUAUCAAAUUGAGAAAGUAUGGUGAUUAUACUUUCGAAAACAGUUGGCGCAAGAGGUUCAGUAUUUUCCUCGAGAAUACGUUUCCUACAUGGUUCAUAAACAUCGUAAAUGAAGUGGGGUUUUCAUCUACGAAAAAAGAAAUCGAAACGUACUUCGUGGACAUGAUUCAAAAAACUGUUGACUACAGAGAAAAGAACAACGUUUUUCGCAAGGAUGCUUUGCAUCUUAUGAUUCAAUUAAAAAAUACGGGUAGAGUGUUGGGAGAUGACGAAGCGGCUUUAAAGGGAGACAAUGAAAAUGUUACGGGUGGUAUAACGAUGAAUGAGUUGGCAGCACAGGCUUUCGUAUUUUUCGUUGCUGGCUUUGAAACAUCUGCGACUACAAUGACAUUUGCUUUGUUAGAAUUGGCACAAAAUCCGGUUGUUCAAGAGAAAUUAAGACAAGAAAUCAAACAAACUCUUAAACAAAACGACAACAAAUUAACCUACGAAUCGCUUUUGGGAAUGGAGUAUUUAGAAAAGGUAAUUUCAGAAACAUUAAGAAUGCAUCCGCCAAUUCAUCGGUUACCGCGUUUGUGUAACAAGGAUUUUAAUAUUCCAAACAGCGAUUUGGUAAUCAAAUCGCAAACGCAAGUACUAGUUCCGGUACUUGCUAUUCAUAAUGACCCCGAAUAUUAUCCGAAUCCGGAAAAAUUCGAUCCGGAAAGGUUCAGCAAGGAAGCGAAAGCCAGUAGACCUUCCAUGACUUACUUUCCGUUUGGAGAUGGACCACGAAAUUGCAUAGGUCAGAGAUUUGGGAAACUUCAAGCUAAACUUGGUUUGUGUACAGUAGUAUCAAAUUUUAAUGUUACACUAAAUGAAAAAACCAAGUUACCAAUAGAGUAUGACUUAAUUACGGUCAUUACUGUUAAAGGCAAUGUUUGGUUGAAUUUGGAACCUUUGAAAAAAUAA
Molecule: messenger RNA, 1548 nt
Organism: Phyllotreta striolata
Lineage: Eukaryota; Metazoa; Arthropoda; Insecta; Coleoptera; Chrysomelidae
Source: the annotation of a GenBank genome assembly